This is a messenger RNA of Haemonchus placei, 2007 nucleotides long. The record is from the annotation of a GenBank genome assembly. Lineage: Eukaryota; Metazoa; Nematoda; Chromadorea; Rhabditida; Trichostrongylidae.
AUGUUUGGUUUCAUUCAUGAAAGUAUCCGUCAGCUGAUGGUGAGAAAGUUCGGGGAGGACUUCUGGAGUAAAGUCUUAUUGAGAGCAGGUUUUGAACCAGGGAAGGAGAACAUAGUAAAUCACUACUACUCGGAUUCGGACACGUACAUCCUUGUAGACGCAGUUAGUGUAACCGCAAAAAUGACCCGAGAACAAGUAUGGGAGAUGUAUGGUGGAUUUCUCAUCGAAUACACUAUGGAAAUCGGUUGGGACGAAUUGAUUCGUUCGAUGAGCCCGAAUUUGAAGGGUUUCCUGGACAACUUGGACUCAUUGCAUUAUUUCAUCGAUCACGUCGUAUACAAAGCUAAUCUACGUGGACCGUCGUUUCGGUGUGAAGACAACCCUGACGGCAGUAUCACUUUACAUUACUACACUGGAAGGCCGGGACUCUAUCCAAUUGUAAAAGGCGUUCUGAAAGAAGCUGCAAAGCGAGUGUUCGAGUUGGAUGUUGCUUUGGCCAUCACUGGCCGAACACAACGAAGCGUUCAAAUGGCAACAGGCGAACGUAUCGAAGAACACGUCAUAUUCUUAAUCAAGCCACUCCAUCCCAAUGGCUCCGGUCUGGAAACGCUUGGAAAUGUUGGAGUUCGUCCGCCGCAAGGAAAUGACUUCAAAAUCCGGUUGACCAACGAGGAUUUCAUUUCAACGUUUCCAUAUCAUUUCGUGGUGGAUCAGGAUUGCAAACUUGUACAGGCCGGAAGAGAACUUUACAAUUAUGUACCACGAGAUCUGCUUGCUCCUGGCACUCCACUGAUCCGAAUAUUUGAAAUCAAUCGUCCACAGAUUCCUCUAGAUUUCGAUUCAAUUUGUAAUUUCAUUAACGCUGUUUUUGUUUUACAAGUAAAGACGACACCAAUCGAAUUCCAACGGAGUGUGGGUAAACGUAACAGCCAGACAAUGGAAGGCAGUACUGACCAUAUGACGCAGAGUCAACACCUGAAGCUGAAGGGUCAAAUGAUGCUAUUAUCUACAGGUCGUCACGUGUUAUAUUUGUGCUCACCAUACGUUACCUCCAUUCCCGAACUACUCCAGUUUGGUAUGCGUCUUACCGCUAUUCCAUUACAUGAUGCUACCAGGGAUCUGAUUCUCCUCAAUCAGCAACGCCUCAGUGAUGUGGAAAUGAACCUCCAGUUAGAAGCCAACAACGAGCAAUUAGAACUUAUGGCCAAAGAUCUGGAAAUAGAAAAAGCCAAAACAGAUGCUCUACUGAGUGAAAUGCUUCCGGCAUCAGUCGCUCAACAGCUCAAACGUGGUCAGACUGUUGAUGCUCGAGAGUACGAGUCAGCAACAGUAAUGUUUUCCGAUGUGCCUUCAUUUCAACAAAUUGUGCCGGUGUGCCAGCCAAAAGACGUUGUCCACUUGUUGAAUAACCUUUUUACAAGAUUUGAUCGCUUAGUUGAACUACAGAAAGCCUACAAAGUAGAAACUGUGGGCGACAGUUACAUGUCCGUUGGUGGAAUACCUGAUGUUGUCGAGGACCAUUGUGAAAUCAUCUGUCACUUGGCACUAGGUAUGCUGAUGGAAGCGCGCAAUGUGACAGAUCCAAUUUCUGGCAGCCCUCUUCAUAUUCGAGCGGGUAUCCAUUCUGGCCCAGUGGUCGCUGGGGUUGUUGGUGCGAAGAUGCCGAGGUACUGCCUCUUCGGUGAUACAGUAAACACUGCGUCCCGUAUGGAAAGUCACAGUCCCGUUGGCCGAAUACACUGCAGUGAAAAUGCUGUUACAUGCGCUCUACAGACCGGCCGAUUCGAGUUCGAGGCGCGUGGAAAGAUCCCGGUCAAAGGAAAAGGAGAAAUGAAUACUUUUUUCCUAUUGAGAAGCUAUAAGCGCUCCAUAUGGGAGGUUACUCAAACCAAAAGAGAUGAAAACGUAAACAGUAUUGACGGAUACCAGGAGUUGAGAGAAGCGUAUGACGAGGAAACCGUUGAAAAGAAACCAAUCAAAUAUACACAUGCAUGUACUAUCUCAUAA